GUUCCUGCCAAUCCGGUAGUGGAUCAACCUGUUUGUACAGAAAGGAAAGCAGUGAUCAAAUGGAAAUCGGCAGAAGAUCACGGCGACAACAUCAAGAAGUACAUUGUCGAAAUGGAAACGGAUUUUCGUAAGGGAGUUUGGGAACGUGUAGUAGAGGAAACGAACGUCGCCAGGGAGAACUUCGAAGCAGAUGUCACCUUGACGCCUUGGGUGAAUUACACAUUCCGAGUGAUUGCUGAAAAUUCACAUGGCCGAUCAGAUAUGAACAUUGGUAUCGAUGACGAA
Molecule: messenger RNA, 285 nt
Organism: Ostertagia ostertagi
Lineage: Eukaryota; Metazoa; Nematoda; Chromadorea; Rhabditida; Trichostrongylidae
Source: the annotation of a GenBank genome assembly